CUACAGACCCACGAAAUGAGACUGUGAAAUGAGACUGUGGCAUUCGCCGUCCUCCCUUCGCCUCCCUUUGUCGAUUGGCAGGGCUGCAUUUGGAUGCAGACACGGAUUUGAGGGGACACUUGCAAGGGAAAGACCCAAGAGGAACCAUCUCAGAGCUUGCAGGGUGUGAGUUGGCAAAACCAAGCACUAACUGAAUCCCGCGACUUUUAAAACCAUGGCCGAGACCUCAGCUGGCCUCAUCCCUUGAAGGCGCAUCGGCCCGACAUGGAGACAGCUUCGUGCCCAGCCGACAAGCAGAAGUGAGAUGACGGAGGAACACAGGGAAAUUCAUGUUUCUUGUAAAGAGGAAGGAUGGAAACCUCCUACUUUAGCGAGGGGCCACUCGGCGAGAGCUGCUCUGUGAUGAAUAGUGCAGAUAGAGGAGGGGGUGGACCUCUGCCAUCUAUAUAAAGCGAACCCGCGACGCCGGCAGUCUUGGAGCUGUGAAGUCCAGGCGGGGGCCAGCCUGAGGAUGAAGAAUCUCCUCUUUGCCGUGCUCUUGGCUUGUGGGCUGCUGCCAGCUCGCGGCAGUGUUUUGGAGCUGGAGCGGAUGAUCAAGUCGACGACAGGGAACAGCGCCCUGCUCUCCUACAGCUGGUAUGGGUGUUUCUGUGGCAUCGGUGGCAGAGGGACCCCGGUGGACUCCACUGACCAGUGCUGCCAUGCCCAUGACUGCUGCUACAGGAAGCUGCGAGAGGGCAAGUGCAGACCCCUGAUAACCCCGUACCACUUUGAUGUCGCCGACGGAGACAUCGUCUGCAGUAACGAGCAGAGCUGGUGCAAGAGAGAGACCUGCCUAUGCGACAAGGCGGUGGCUUCAUGCUUCGCAAGCACUUUGCAUUCCUACAAUAAAUCCUACCGCUUCUAUUUCAAGCUGAAAUGCCGAGGAAGUAAGCUCCAGUGCUGAGGAGGGGAAAUCUGCACGCAAGGUCACAGAUUUUGACUGGCUUUCCCAAUGGCUGUGGCAGGAAAAGCCUGAUGCGGGGGCUGAGCAUAGCCGGAGCCAGCAAGGCUCCCUGCAAGGUGAUGCGCAGGGUGAGGGAGGGCGCGCACACAUUACGGGUGGAGAUCCCCCAGCAGAAAGACACGUCAGCUUCCAUUUUUUUGUCCCUUCCUCCUCUCUUUUCUCUUUUGAUUUCAUUUCCCACCAAAGAUAAUGAAAUAAAAGUUAUUC
Molecule: messenger RNA, 1213 nt
Organism: Grus americana (Whooping crane)
Lineage: Eukaryota; Metazoa; Chordata; Aves; Gruiformes; Gruidae
Product: phospholipase A2, membrane associated-like
Exons: 5
Coding region: 512-946 (144 amino acids)
Biological process (GO): negative regulation of T cell proliferation; lipid catabolic process; phospholipid metabolic process
Molecular function (GO): calcium ion binding; phospholipid binding
Source: RefSeq, a predicted model, not a curated record